UCGUCAAUUAGACUUUGGAUGAUGUAUGACCUUCACAAGGUCGGUUUGCCGUCGUUCACAGAUUGAAAGCUUCGCACAUGUCUUCAACAGAUAGCAAAUUAAGCGAGGUGCGGACAUUGAUUGUCCCUAAAAAUCGAAGAACACCCGUACGUAGUUCAUGGCCUUCAAUAGUUGAGGUUUUGACAAAGCAGCUCAAGUUGAUGGUCUGCAUGAAAACUGACAAGAAAACCUGGAAAAUUUUCAUGAAGCCGUCAUCAGAAACCCGUGAUAGUCAGCAUUUGCAGAAGGGCUGUGAUUUUGUGAAUGCCUUUUUGAAAGGUUUCAAGUAUGAGGAUGCCCUAGCGGUUGUAAGAAUAGAUGGGAUUUACGUAGAUUCGUUCCACAUAAUGGAUGUUAAGCAGACACUCAAAGGUGAUCACAUGGCUCGAGCAGUUGGACGUAUCUGUGGUGCUAAAGGUCGUAUUCGUAUGUGCAUUGAAAAUGCUACACGAACUCGUAUAGUUGUUGCAGAUGAAACUAUACAUAUUCUUGGUAGCAAUGAUCGUAUAGCUGUAGCUCGACGUGCAAUAUGUGAUCUUAUAUUAGGUGCUCCACCAAACAAGAUAUUUGGCAAGAUUCGAACGCAUGCCGCUAGACUGGAUUCAUCAUUGUGAUGAUAUGGAUUUACAAUGUAUAGCUUAUUUUUUAACUAUCUUUUAACUUGAACAUUGAAAGUAUACCUUUGUGUACAGUAUGUUGGCGAAAUAUUUUUUACGACCAUUAUUUCAAGUGUUCGAUUCAAAUAAAGAUAGCUUACAAAAUCCUGUAUCAUAAA
Trichobilharzia szidati is the source of this 814-nucleotide messenger RNA. Lineage: Eukaryota; Metazoa; Platyhelminthes; Trematoda; Strigeidida; Schistosomatidae. The record is from the annotation of a GenBank genome assembly.